AUGCUGAAAUUGAAUUGGAACGCAACUCUGGAAUCUUCUUCGCAAUUAUUUUCAUCCGGAUGUCCAGCUGGUCAUUCAAAAAAUCGAAAUAAUAUUGGAGAGAAUAUGUACUGGUGGACAUCUCCAGUUAUAACUGAAACUGAUUCUGAUUCACUUGGAAAUAGAUCAUCCAAUUUAUGGGAAAGUGAGUUUCAGAGAUAUGGAUGGACUGAGAAUAAAUUGAGUCAAGAUGUUUUCAAUACUGGAAUCGGACAUGCUUCACAGAUGUCCUGGGCUCGUACCAGUUCUAUUGGAUGUGGAGUGUCUAAAUGUACAGGUGGAUCUAUUGAAGGAACUGAAUAUGUUGUUGUAUGUCAAUACUAUCCAGCAGGAAAUUAUAUUGGCUUGAAUAUUUAUGAAUCCGGAGAGACAUGUUCAGCCUGCCCGAAUGGAAAGAAGUGUGAAUCGAGUACAGGAUUGUGCAUUUAA
Messenger RNA from Caenorhabditis remanei, 468 nucleotides. RefSeq lists its product as uncharacterized. Gene Ontology annotation, cellular component: extracellular region. Bases 1 to 468 code for a protein of 155 amino acids. The transcript is spliced from 3 exons. The record is from RefSeq and is a predicted model, not a curated record. Lineage: Eukaryota; Metazoa; Nematoda; Chromadorea; Rhabditida; Rhabditidae.